Messenger RNA from Prorocentrum cordatum, 690 nucleotides. The record is from the annotation of a GenBank genome assembly. NCBI's taxonomy places the organism in Eukaryota, Dinophyceae, Prorocentrales, Prorocentraceae.
GCGGAGGCCCAGCGCUCGCCCGCUGGCGAGCGCGGCGACAUGGGCAGCGGGUGCGGCCGCCUGUUAGCGCACCACCCGAAGGCCGUCAUCUAUCCCAUCGGGGACUGCGACGAACCCGUGCAGCACGGCCUGUACCGGUCCGAGGCGGGGCGCGCCUCCGUGAGGUCCGAGAGCAGCUCCAGGUGCUCGACGACAACCAGCCCGAGAAGCCGGUGCCACGAGCAGGCGCCAGGCUACAGCGACAUCCUCGCCCCCGGCAGCCCGCGCAAGGCGGCGGACGGGCUGUUGUUCCCCAUCCUGACCGCGGAGGGCACGGCCACGUCCUGCACGUGCAGGCAUUCGACGCGUUCGACGGACGCUGGCACGGACCGGUCUGCGUCACCCACCAGCGACGUCAACAGCCCGAAGAAGGGCGUCAACGACAGGUGUCUUUGCGGCCGCUUUCGGUCCAAGGAGGCCCCCGAGGGGUGCAAGCCGAAGGGCGGCCGCAACGCCACGAAGGACAGACAUCCACACCUGACGUGCACGGGCCACGCAGGCGCGCGGGGGGGAGAGCCACGACCUCCAGAAGCGCCUCAGCCUCUUCUCUUCGCUGUCGGGCUGCAGUCCAGGGCUCGGCGCCCUGCAAGGCCACUUUGCGAGCGAAGACGAGUCCGUCUCGCAAGAGGAGAUGGCCGCUUGCCUGGAUAA